ACGUAGCUUUCGAUCUUGGUGUUCAAUCCCGGAAGACAGAGAUGGCGGCAGCGAUGACGGCGUCGAUCGCCAGCUGGCCCUCCGGAGGCCCUAGUCUCGAAUGGGAGUCUCUUCUCUUCAGUGAAAUUGGUGAUCUCUUGGGAGAAGAUGAACUUCAGCUAGAUGUAGAGAAUGAAACAUAUGAAAGCAGUCUUGGUGACCUUGACUUUGAUUUAGACUUGAUGUCUUGGGAUUCAGAUGCAUGGGAUGUUAUGAAGCAGACCCCAUCAGAUAUAGAGUGCAAAGCAGAACCUCUGUCACCAACUGCUUCAACAGAUUCAGUUCCUUCUCCUUUACCUGUGGACUCUCCAGUACAACAUGUACCUGAAGGUGUGGAGUUUGGCACUAAUUCUCACUUAUCCAUUGCAUCUUUAUAUGACAAACACAGCUCCAGAUCAUCAUUACCUAAAGAGCAAACUGAGAAGUCCCCACCUAAAAUUAUGCGUUGUUCAGCAAAUGGAUCAUCGAUGACUAUUAAUCGAAGUAAUCCAGCAGCCUCAAAACCGUUAAUUCAGCCCAAGCCUCCGUUGCGUGCUUUUUGUGAGACUCAGCCUAAUCUCCAGGCAAAAGCCAUUGUCAUUCCAGCUCUUCCCACUCUCCUGACGCUGUCCAAGCAGCAGCCAGUUGUAACUAUCCAGCCAGCACCUCCAAAAGGUCAGCCACUAAUGAUUUCUCAGCCUGCUGUGGUUCAUCUUCAGACAUCUGGAAUCCUUCCUGCCUCAAAUCCAGCCAUUGCUGUUAAUGGUGGAGUAAAACCAUUAACAGGUCACACCAUUAGGGUAUUACCACAAGCUGCAGGAAAGAGUUUGACCGGUGGGAACCUAGCAGAACCUAAGCCUGUCCUUCACGCCUCUUCCUCAAGUACAAACAUGGAUAUGAAUGUUCUAAAACGGCAGCAACGCAUGAUAAAAAACCGGGAAUCGGCUUGUCAGUCACGGAGGAAGAAAAAGGAAUAUAUGCAGAGUUUAGAAGCUAGACUGAAGACUGCUUUGUUAGAAAAUGAUCAUCUUAAAAGAGAGAAUGGUUCACUGAAGAGACAGCUAGAUGAACUGGGAGUGGAGAAUCAGAAUCUCAAAGGCUCCCCUCCAAAAAGAAGAGCAUUCUGUGUGAUGGUGUUGUUUGCUUUUGUAAUGCUAAAUUAUGAUCGGCUAAGGUUUGAAUGGGGACCUGAUUCUGCUGAAAAGCUUGCCAGCACUAGCUACCAAAGUCGACAUCUUCUUGAAUUUUCUGCAAGCAGGCCUCAGGAAACUGAUGGCAAAAAUGAGGAAUAUAAGCCCUUGGUUUCGGAUAACAAAGCACUCAUGGUAGUUACUGAGGAACCAAUAAUAUAUGUUCCUCCUCCACCUUGCCAACCAUUUAUCAACCGGACAGAAUCACUCAGGUUAAGUCAUGAACUAAGAGGUUGGGUACAUAGACACGAAGCAGAAAGAACAAGAUCAAGAAGGAUGUCAAAUAAUCAGCAGCAAAAAGAGCAAACUGUCCAGAGUGCUUCAGGAAAAAAUUCUGAACUCAUGACUCUUCCCUAUACAGACAACAGUGUUGGUAGGAAUUCAGGAAGUGAGCUACAGGUUUAUUAUGCUUCGCCACGAAAUUAUCAUGAUUUUUUUGAUGCAAUUCACAGAAGGGGAGAUACAUUCUAUGUGGUGUCCUUCCGUAGGGAUCACCUGUUGUUACCUGCCACCACGCAUAAUAAGACCAGGCGACCAAAGAUGUCAAUAGUGUUACCAGCAAUAAACAUUAGCGAGAAAAUCAUUAAUGGGCAAGACUAUGAAGUUAUGAUGCAGAUAGACACUGAAGUAAUGGACACCAGGAUCCUGCACAUCAAAAGCUCAUCCAUCCCACCUUACCUUCGAGAACAGCAGAGGAACCACACAACUUCCUUUUAUCAUUCUCCUCCAACCGUUCCAGAGGCAGCUCCUGCUGUCAGAACAAUCACUGAAUCACCCCAGUAGGCUCUCAGAAUGAGGCUUUCAUACUUGCUGGGAGAUAGGUGACCCAUGUGGGUUUGCCAUGGCAAUUUCAGGGGCAGUAUCCUGUAUUAGACAAUAGCUUGAGGUUUCUGGAUUUCAGGAUUCUGCUUUUAGACCUAGCCAAAAAUUAAUUUCUCGCCCACUCUGUCUAGAUUAUCUGCCAUCUUUGUAAGGCAAUAUUUAUGGGCCUAAGAACUUCACUUUGUUAAAAGAAAUGCUAAAAUUGCAAUGGGUAAAAUAAUGUUAUUGAUGGAAGUUUGGCUUCUGUGGGGUUAAUUAAUUCCUGGGAUUAGGGAUGGGCACUAAAUGUCUUUGCUUUCCAUUACCUUCUUAGAAAUAAAUAUCAAUUUCUUGGCAGUUUCUGAAGAAGAAAUGUAGGGGCCACAUAUGGAAUACAGGUUGUCUGUCACUAAUUAUUUAUAUUUGUUUUAUUUUUAAUUUCAGUUUGUCUGUAGAGUUUAUACUUUGCAUUCUUUACUCAAUCUUAUUCUGGGUUUUCAUUCCUGCUUCAUUUUACCAGGAGGAGGAAAAUAAGGAACUACAGAUUCUUGUUCACCAAAUUAGAGCUUAAGCCAUUCUUUGCUACACUCUGUAUUUUCAGUACUUUUUUAUUAUUUUAUUCAGUCUCUAGACAAAGUACUAUAUCCUACACUGGCUUUUCCCGGUACUUUAUUAUACAACAAAUGCCCAGUCCAGCUGUUUUGCAUUUGUUACAUAAGAUACAGAUGUUUUGUUGAUACCACCCUUUAAUUAUGUGCAAAUUUGUAAAGUAUUGUUACUGGGAAAAUCUUUCUAGUGCUAUUAUAGAAAUUAAAAUUCUGUCAGAGUGUAUCUGAACCAGUUUCAAGGGCACCUAUUGACCGAGACUUGCAAAAUUACUAAUGAAAAGCUUUGUUUUGACCACUACACUCCUAUUACUUUGGGCUAAAUAUUAAGUGAAUGUACUGGAAUCGGGGCAAGUGACGCUUAUUUAUUGGCCCAGGUUGUAGAAGAGAGCCAAAGGCCAGAUAUUCUAGAGAGAAGCUAUGUUCAUGUGUGCACAUCUUCAUGCGCUUCCUGCAUGAAUUUGCUUAUUAGAAUAAUUUAUGUCCUCUGGUUUGGCAACAGGGAAGGAUCAAAAAGAGUGUGUUCAAGUGGAAAGGCCCCAAUUCAUAUUGAGAGCGCUAGAUCAAUGAAAACAGGUUCUCUGCCUUUUCCACUCCACUUCUUCCAUUGACAUAGUUUAUGCCCACAUUGGGCAUAUAGGAUACCCACAUUGGGAUGUACUUUGAGAUUUUUAUUUGGAAUAAGGGAGGAUGUGUUGCCUGACGCAUAGAUAUUUGCAGGUGAUGCAAACUAGAGCAUAAUACUGCAUAAACUAAGGUAUUUAUUUCUUAUCAAAUAUCUGAGCCUUCUUUAGAUGUAAAUACCCUCAGGACAGAUUUCAUAGUAAAGGUAAGACUAGUGAGGAGGAAGGAGCACUUGGCUAAGCAUUUGUGAAGUGGACAAAUAAGCUCUGAAUGUAAAAGGCUUCUUCAAAUAAGUGAAGAACGUAUGAGUCACGGGCAAAACUUUGUGUGCCUCUCAGCAAAGAAAACCUCCAUUGGCUAACUUCCAUUGCAUAGGCAUCGUCUGCUUUUCUUCCCUUCUGCAUGUGUGUGACCUUGUUUGAUCUUCAAAAUUCCACUUUCAUAUCUUGCAAUCCUACUUUAUUAAAGAUUAUCACAACUUCCACAAAAAACUACUUCAGGCAUUGAACGGGUAUUAAUGCAAAUGUAUGAGCAGUGUACACAUAUGAGCAAUAUAAUGACGGAUGAAAGUGCAAGAGAUGAACAGCGAUAGAGUCUUCCCUGAAAAGGAGUGGGCAAAAUUCUGUGUUGUGGGUUCGUUCAUUGAUAUGUUAACUUCUGUGGAUAACAGAUUGCAUAGGAGUUGUAAUAUUACAUGUGUAUACUUUAACCUGAAAAUCUAUCAGCUUUAUUUAUUUUCUGUGCUGUUAUUUACACACAUCAACUACUGGAUAUAAGUAAGGUAAAGUCAAUGAUAUGUAAAUUUGAAUAUAUAUAUAUAUUUGAAGUCUUUCUUCAAAAGCAUCAAGAGUGACUGGACAAAACCUAACAAAAUUAAAGAUAACAACCCACUAUAAACCAGUAGCAAAAUAAUUGAACAGCAUAAAACUAAAAUCCUUACAGAACAAAAAAAGAAACUGGCAGCACAAUUAGGUCCAAGUCAACUUCACCCCAUAUUUUCCACCUGCUCUGCCACAUUUCUUGUUUGUGUUGUGUACAGUAGGCUUCUCACAUGGCAAGAAUCCUUUUUUAUUAGUUAUUCUGUAGAGCGCUAUGAACAUUGAUAUACAAAACAUCGGAAGCACGAUGCAUAACCCUGCCUUGACAAUAGCAUGAAAUUACUUGUUAAAAAUUAAUUUCUGUCACAAGAAGUUGCAGUGUAUAUGGAGCUAAGGAUCUCAGAAUUGUUUUCUCUUGAGGGACAAAACAAUUCUAUUUUUUUAGAGAAAAUUUGUCUGGCUCUUACUGGAAAUUGAGUAAUGUUUUGUAAACAUUAUUUGAUUAAAGAAGGCGUUGUUCACUUGGAUGCUGAUGUUCCUUUGUGCCACAAUCAGGAGAAAGCUUUUCCCUGUUAAAUGUUCCCUAUAGACAUCCAUAUUAUGUGCAAUUUGAUGCUGUAGAAAUAAACAAAAAGAUGUUUGAGUGUGCACUUUUUAAAAAACAGUAGGGAACAGAUCAGCAGUUUACUAGAAGUUUUCUUUGGUAUCUUGAACAUAAAUCUUGGUAGUUAUCCUGGUUUUCAGAUUAAUCUGACCCAAGAUCAUUAAAAAAUUGCCAGAUGAGAAGCAUUUUUAGUUCAGCUAAUUUUUUUCUGCAUCUUAUAUGUUAGUGUUAUAAUAAAAAGCUUUUGCAGUCAAACUACGUUAUAGGUCCAUGAAGCUAAUUGCCAACCAAAAUCUAGCAGUGGUCUUGAAUAUCAAAGUAUCCCAGAUCUAAUUUUGCUAAAUAUAUAAUCUUGACUACAGUCCUUAUAAGUAUCUACUGGUGGAAAAAUGUACCUUAUGAAAAGAAGAAUCACUAGGGUGGGGGAAAGAGAAUUCAAGACUUUGAGUCAGUCAGAACUAUGCUUGUCUUUAUUUUUUCUCUGCCUUAAGUAUCCUUUCCUGUUUGAAAAACUCUUUCCCUUCUUGAGGGCCCUUGUUCAUCUCUAGUCUGGCCAACUGUGGAAAUCAGUUUUGAGCUGUUCUCCUGCCAGCCUCAGCAUUUCUUCAAUAUUGCCUGUCCAAAAUUGGCCGACUGCCUUUGGCUGAGUAAAUGUCCAGUGUUGCUUUUUUAUUGCUGUGCUGGAAAUACAAUUCUUUGCAGAACACUUUAUUAAAAACAAACAGCCUUCCUCUUCUGAGAAAGUAUAUGGACAACACUUUCACAAAAACCUAAGAUGUCUUGGGUGUUUUCUUUAAAGACUGUAACAUCUUUAAGCAAUGUUAAAAUAAUAUCUUGCACAUUAGGUUGGAUCUGUGCUUUGAGUAAUGAUGUAAAGUAGGUUUAGUUAAUUUAAGAGACACUGAAUUCAAUGGCCUACUCUUAACAAUUUUUUUAAGUUUGUACUUAAUGUGCUUUUUUGGUUUAUCUGUUUGUUUUGGUAAUUAAAUUAUUUCCUUGUUUCAAUAUUGUGCUUAUUUCUUUGAAACAUCUGAAUAAGAAAUCGUUUUUGUUAUCUGUAAUUACUGUUGGAAGAGCAAUUGCAUUGUCUUUUGUUUUUGGUCUUUAAACAAGAUACCUGGAAUCGAAAUUAUCCUACUACUGGGACAUCACAUUCAAGAAUUACUACUCUAUGUUUAGAUUCUCUUCCAAAAAAUAAAUAAAAUAUACAUGUAGAGCUGUGG
Messenger RNA from Protobothrops mucrosquamatus (brown spotted pit viper), 5883 nucleotides. It is a transcript of the gene ATF6, whose product is annotated as activating transcription factor 6. The transcript is spliced from 16 exons. Lineage: Eukaryota; Metazoa; Chordata; Lepidosauria; Squamata; Viperidae. Gene Ontology annotation, biological process: endoplasmic reticulum unfolded protein response; regulation of transcription by RNA polymerase II. Gene Ontology annotation, molecular function: DNA-binding transcription factor activity, RNA polymerase II-specific; RNA polymerase II cis-regulatory region sequence-specific DNA binding. Gene Ontology annotation, cellular component: nucleus. The coding region runs from base 42 to 1991 and encodes 649 amino acids. The record is from RefSeq and is a predicted model, not a curated record.